UGGACUGUGCACCGACUCCAACGGCCAUAACAAAAUUCGAAAGCAGGUUGAACUAUGCAGCAUGCUAAGCAUUAAAAGGCUACACAUGCGAGUAUAUAUAAUGAGAACUAACUACAGUAACUUGAAGAUCAUGAUCAUGACGACGCUCGACCUGCAUGAAACGAACAUCUCUCUAAGCCAACAAGCUCGUAAUUGUACGUGCGGGGUCUGUGCAUGGUCUGAUCUGGUCUCGCAACCUGUUUGGGUCAUCACCGUGACGGGCCAUCGUCGGUCCGCGCGAUUAUUCUACCCACCACUCACCGCUCGGUAGUUGACUCGAUUUGCCGACUCCAAAGUGUUUUCGAAUGCAAUGUUUUUAUAUGCAUCAAAGUAAGGCCUGCGCGCGGACGCCAUUGAGCAUUCGUAACCACGAGUGCUCGACGCCGUACACAUCCGACGAACUCGCCGCUAUCGCGCACGACAACAUCGAGGGCAGGAGCUUGCCACACUCUCUAAACACGUAUGCCAAUCGUUCGGCAUACUUGCCCUCGGACAGUGCUCAACAGGAAAGCGCGAGGUAGAUUCGCUUUCCUGACAGGUCUGUGGGCGCCAUGGGCUUACUCCUUAUCUUUAGGGACUCCAAGGCCCUAGGCAUGUGCAGAAGACGGUGCUGCAGCCGUAAUUUUGCAUCAUGUUUGCCCAAGGUGUGUGUCAUUCCUUCCACAUGCACGCUGCGUGAAACGUGACAGCUUGACUCUGCAGACCUGCUGGCCAUCCUGCGUGGCAUGAACCCCGAGGAGGGAUUGAUCGCCCUAUCUCAAUGACCCGGAUAUUCAUACAAAGAUCGGCGGCUGGGUGUCAGGCUACUGUACCGC
Molecule: messenger RNA, 854 nt
Organism: Phanerochaete carnosa HHB-10118-sp
Lineage: Eukaryota; Fungi; Basidiomycota; Agaricomycetes; Polyporales; Phanerochaetaceae
Exons: 1
Coding region: 360-560 (66 amino acids)
Source: RefSeq, a predicted model, not a curated record